AUGGCUUUUACACCUUAUAUCGAAAUAGACUGGUCUCCCACUUCACAACAACCAUAUCCUCAACUCGGUGACCCAACACCACCUGAAAAUGACUCAGAUAAAAUAUUACAUAAUACUGAGCGUCCAACGGUACUUUCUGCUAAGGAUAUUCUUUCCCUUGAUAUUGAUGAUAUUUAUCCUUAUACGUACUCAACUCUUCAUCUUAAAGACGAUAAAACAGAAGAAUUCUAUGAUGAUGAAGAUGAUUAUUUUGAACAGUUAGCUAAAGCUAAAAUAGAAGAAACUAGCUAUGGAGGAAAUGAUAUACCUUCAGUUUCUAGCGCUCCUAUCACUUCCACACAGGACAAUAUUCCUUUAUCGCCUUAA
Molecule: messenger RNA, 366 nt
Organism: Rhizophagus irregularis DAOM 181602=DAOM 197198
Lineage: Eukaryota; Fungi; Glomeromycota; Glomeromycetes; Glomerales; Glomeraceae
Source: RefSeq, a predicted model, not a curated record